This is a messenger RNA of Mercenaria mercenaria, 629 nucleotides long. RefSeq lists its product as uncharacterized. Bases 162 to 545 code for a protein of 127 amino acids. The transcript is spliced from 3 exons. The record is from RefSeq and is a predicted model, not a curated record. NCBI's taxonomy places the organism in Eukaryota, Metazoa, Mollusca, Bivalvia, Venerida, Veneridae.
UACUUGGACAUUUUUAUUGCAACAUACAUAAGCAACACUUUAAUUAUAGUGUUUCAAAGUUGUACCGUAUGCAGGUACAUUGUAAAUCGUUUGUUGUUUUCCGUUUUCCAGUUAUAAUCUAUUCGUCUUUAAGCAAAGAGUGAACGUUGUUUACGUAUGCAAUGGGGUCGAAGGUCAAUGAAACAGGAAAUGCAGAUGGUGAAUGUUAUUUGCGUGUUACUUUGCACCUGUUUUCCGGAAGACCACCUCCACAAUGGGACAUUGGUCGUCAAAAUAGAAACUUUGAUCGCAUUCUAAGUGAAGUGACUGGUCACAAUUCCACAGCACUUGCACCUAUACUCGGAUACAGUGGGUUUACGGUUGAGGAAUUUGGUGAUGGUGUGUUGAGACGAAGUUUGGAUGUUGGGAGAUGUACAAGACCUGAAUUUGAAUUGCUAUUAUUGGAAACUGUGGAAGAUAUGCCACCUGUAGGAGCAAGUCAGCCACUUAGGAACUCUACUUUGCAAUAUGUGAGGGAACCAAUACAGUCUUGUAUUAGAAAUUAAAGAAUAAUCGGACACGUCAAAUAUAUACGACAAAGCUACAUUCUACGAAUUUAUGGUUCACUCUAAAAUAAAAUUAAUGUUUUU